AUGAUAUAUGCCACUGAAUAUUACACCGAAUAUGAAAUAAAAAAUGAAACGACUGCUGUUUGCUGUGAUGGUUUCCAAGAGCAAAAUGAAAGGUGUGAGCCUGUCUGCCUGAAAAACUGUGUCUUCGGGGAAUGCGUGGCGCCAGACAUCUGCAAAUGCAAUCCAGGAUGGAGUGGAAACCAAUGCAAUGACGCGGUUUGCAGUGAGGGGUGUAAACAUGGCGUAUGCGCUCAUCCGGAAGUAUGUGGAUGCGAAAAUGGUUGGUAUGGAAAAACUUGCGAUCAAGCUGUCUGCACAAAAGGCUGUAUACACGGGGAAUGCAUCGAGCCGAACAAUUGCAAGUGUAAUCCAGGAUGGAGUGGAAACCAAUGCAAUGACGCUAAUUGUACUAUAGCAUGUGACCAUGGUGUGUGUAUUGCGUCUGAAACUUGCAAAUGUGAAGAUGGUUGGCUUGGAAAAACCUGUAACGAAACAUGUCGGAAAGGAUUUUAUGGUUCUGAGUGCUCACAUAAAUGCGACUGCGAGAACUUUGAUGGCUGCGAUCCGACAUCAGGACAAUGUUAUUGUUUAGAUGGCUUCGUGGGUAAUCGCUGCACCGAGCAAUGUCCUCUAGGCACUCACGGUCGUAAUUGUGAAGAGGUAUGCAGUUGUGAGAACGGCGGAAAGUGUAACCAUAUCGAUGGAAGUUGUGAAUGUUCCAAAGGUUUUGUGGGUAUUCAUUGUCAGGACAAAUGCCAAGCUGGCUUCUAUGGACACAAUUGUAGCAACGAAUGCUUUUGCAAUACAUCCACAAGCAAAUGCGACCCCAUCAGUGGAUCUUGCAAAUGCUUUGAAGGCUGGAUUGGCGAAACAUGUGAUCAAAGAGUUGAGAGCAGCAUGUGGGGAUCCCAGUGUGACGCUGCAUGCAAAAUUAAGUGCAAAAGUGGAUCAUGUGACAUCGUCACCGGAGAAUGCAUUUGCGAGCCUCAAGGGAUUCAAACUAAUUCUUCGAAACUUUCAGGAACUCUCCAGGACAAUGUAGGAGUUACUGCUGCAAUUGGGGGCUCUGUAGCUUUCCUAGUGAUUGUUUGUAUUGUAUUGACCGUCUUUCUAUUGUGGAAACGAAAGAGGAAAAGGGAAGUGCCGAAAACGAUACCUGAAACAUCUGAGUCAUUGUUUCCAGGUAGAGCUUCAAAAACAGAGUCUGAAAGUGAUGCACUGAAAGAUACGUGGACUAUUUGCACAAGAGGCAAAAAUCUUUAUGAGAAGGCAAAGAGGGAAUCUUUAGCAGAAAUGAUGGCAAAAGAAAAACCAAGUACAUACUUUCAUGGUUCCUCCUCAAAUAUAUAUGAAGAUAUUAUCUAUAAACCGGUAAAUUUGCACCCGGAAGAUAAUGUAUAUGAAAAUGAUGGUGUAAGGCUAAACACGCAACAUAACCCAACAUACGAUACCCCUUCACUAGGUACCCCGACACUACCGAGGAAGAAGAAGGAUGCUAUUGAUCUUCACGAAUUGAUUGAAUACUGUGAUCCUAAAAAAUUUGGAAACAGGGUAUCUGCUUUAGAAACCUAUGAUACUCCGAAAAGCUCGUCAACUGGAGCUGAAAAUAUGAAUUCUGAGACACAGGAAGAGCUCGACGGUGAAUGAACAUGUCUAGUGAGGCGCUAAAAUUGUUCUGGAAAGUUGUGCUGUGUUCCUUGUUGUAUUUCCAAAUUGGUUCCAUAAGACUGAAAAAUAUUUUAACUAAUGAUAAAGAAACCAAAACCAUGUGGGAUCAAGUUAAAUUAGUUUUCUGUCUCGCAUUGAGAUUUCACAAGCUACAAAGUAUGUCUCAGGGAAAGGAAUAAUAUUUGUGUAGCAUUUCAGAGAUUCGCAUAAAUAAUUCUUUCUGUUUUAACGUAGCAGAGCAGUGAACGCAUCAGCAGCUGUGGAAAACAAAAGAAAACUUGUAAAUAGGAGGUUUGACGCCUGCUCUGAUAGAUCAAAAUUACAUCAGAGAUUCACUUACAAUUUACUUUUGAACAAAAUUGUGACACGUGCGUGCAUGUUUGCGGUAGUACUUCUAGCAAAACUUCAGCUAAUAUUUGUUUAGUAAAUCACAGCAUUUAAAAUUAGAUUUGUCAGUUUUUGCUGAAAGGCAGAUUGGUAAUAAAAUAUACUUGUAUUCGUAUGCAUCAAUAUUGCAGUAAAAAGUAUAAACUGCAAAUAAUUAAUAUUUUCUAACACUGUUCUUUGUUUGUAACAUACUUCAUGUUUUGCUCUCGUAAUAAGGUUUUUUUCAGAUAAUUUUAUUCCUUAACUCCAUCGAUAUAUUAAAAGCUGUUGAAAGAUGGAGAAAUGGCUUCAAUUGACAACUUUUUCUAAUAAAAUCUGAAAUGCAAGUAAAUCAAUUUUUCAUGAAUAAUUAACUUGGAUUUCAUGGAAAUUGUAUGCUUAUGUUCAAUUCACAAAAUUAUGUAUUUAGAAUUAAGCUUUUAACUGACAUUCUUGUUAUUUUAAUUGUAAUAACUAACUAAUUUCAUGUUUAAUGUGUUAAAUCUAUAGAAUUAUCUUUAAUAUUCAAGAAACUAAAAAAUAUUUACACCUCUCCCUCUCUCUUUUUCUCUCAAUAAUAGAAUUUAAAAGAAAUUUUUAAAAAUGCAGGUUUUUAGAGAGCAAAAAAUAUCACUUUUUAAAAAUUUUAUUUUGUCAUUAACCUUUUUAUAGGAUUGUAGCAAUACUUACAGAAAGAAAAUGGUUUGAGUCUAAGUAUUAUUUUGAAUAUCAUUUAUGUGAAAAAAAAAAAAAGUUUUUUUCUAUAGAAUUUAGUUGUUUACAUACUCUAAGUUCAAACAGAAAAGCAUUGUCCUCCUACUAUUACGCAGCAAAUAAUUUUCACUGUGCCUUAUGUUUAUCAGUAAGGCAAAAUCUUGUUAUAUUGUGCUUUUAUUAUUGUUAUCAUUAUUAUUAUUUUUUUACUAUGCUCAUUAUUGAAAUAUUAUGGAAUACCUUUUCAGUUCUAUAUGAAUUUGCGCAUUUAUGAGAAAUGUAAUGAUAGCACAAAUAAUGAUAUUUUCAUACGUAUGUCAAUGCUUAAUAUGCAAGUGUAGGGUAUCAGGGAACUCUAUUCUGAAGGACACACACACACACACAAGUUAGAAUAAAAAAAACCUAUUAGAACACCGGAUCCAAUAAGUUUUUGUAGUGAUGCGCCAGUCUUGUCUUCCUAAAUUAGAAUGCAGAUAUUUUUAGAUCCGUUUAGUUCUUACAUCGAUACUUUUCUCUUCAUUGUUCUCAGGAAUCUGUAUUAAUAGUUGUGCUUAAAAGGUUAAUUUUUUCCUUUCACAGUGCGAAAGUUAUUGACAAGGAGAAAAAAUGUUUUUGUACUCUUACAUUUUAUUCAUUUGUGAUUGUUUUGCCAAGUGUUCAUUACGUAUGUUUGCUACUUUUUCCAGUCUUUCUUAAUGUUUUAUGUAAUGUUUAGUAUUGUAUGACCCAAUAGAGUACACGUUACUAUUGGAUCAAAACAAAGCAUACAUUUUUGAGUGUUGCUUAUUUUGUUUGUAAUCAACAUAUUUCUUUUGUUC
Molecule: messenger RNA, 3545 nt
Organism: Uloborus diversus
Lineage: Eukaryota; Metazoa; Arthropoda; Arachnida; Araneae; Uloboridae
Product: multiple epidermal growth factor-like domains protein 11
Exons: 15
Coding region: 1-1626 (541 amino acids)
Molecular function (GO): scavenger receptor activity; protein binding
Source: RefSeq, a predicted model, not a curated record